Messenger RNA from Fusarium subglutinans, 3897 nucleotides. RefSeq names its product phosphatidylinositol phosphate phosphatase. The transcript has 5 exons. Lineage: Eukaryota; Fungi; Ascomycota; Sordariomycetes; Hypocreales; Nectriaceae. Bases 1 to 3897 code for a protein of 1298 amino acids. Gene Ontology annotation, biological process: phosphatidylinositol dephosphorylation. Gene Ontology annotation, molecular function: phosphatidylinositol-4,5-bisphosphate 5-phosphatase activity; phosphatidylinositol-3,5-bisphosphate 5-phosphatase activity. Gene Ontology annotation, cellular component: membrane; cytoplasm. The record is from RefSeq and is a predicted model, not a curated record.
AUGGAAUAUUCCUCAGGGGCCUAUUCUUCUCAGGCUCCCUCUCCCGAAAAGUCAUGCGAGCUCUACAUACGCGACUAUCCUCAUCGAUCCAUCGCCAUUGUUUCAACCUCACACACUCUGAUUUUUCGAUAUACUUCCUCCACCAGUGAAGCCAUCGCGAACGGCUCGCUUACAUCCUUGGCUGCGUCUACGAGGAGCCGCGGAAACCCCGGCGAAGCCUUGGUAUCGAAAUGCAUGGUCGAGUUCGCACCUGUGUCGAGGCAUUUGCUGCAGGACUAUCGCCGUCUCACACAUCGACCGAUCUACGGGACACUAGGCUUGAUCACAGUUAACAGCGAGGUCUUCCUAUCCGUCAUUACACAUGCGACACGUGCUGCCACCUUGCGGCCUGGCGAGACUGUUGAACGUAUAAAUGGAGUAGCGUUCUACUGCCUGAGUAGCGCGGACUAUGACGAUGUCGUUCCUCUCGAAUCACUUGAUCCGGAGUUUUCAGAUUCUGCAUCGGUACAAUCUGGUCCUUAUGGACAAGGCCUUGGUCGGAGAGAAGUUGCCAUGGAGCACCCAUGUCACGAGCUUCGCAACCUACUAAGCAACGGAACAUUUUACUACAGUACAGAUUUCGAUCUCACGAACCGGCUUCAAGACAGACCAAUCAAUUCCAACUCGUUCGAAAUCGAUAAUUUUGACGAUGGCUUUCUCUGGAACUCGUUCAUGAUCAGUCCUCUUGUACAGUUUCGUUCCCGUCUCAUGCCUAAUGAACGAGCUGCACUUGAUUCGUCACGAAUACUGACAUCGGCAAUUCGUGGCUUCUGUAAAACCAUGACAAUUCCGCUAAGCUCUUCGCCCCUGAAGAAUUCCAAGUCAGGAAUGCCUUCCUUUAUGACUCUCAUAUCUCGACUAUCCUGUCGCAGAGCUGGAACUCGCUUCAACUCACGAGGUAUUGAUGAUGAUGGGCAUGUGGCAAACUUUGUUGAAACUGAAACCACUUUCUGGAGCCCGGCGGGAACCAUGUUCUCCUAUGCUCAAGUGCGCGGAUCAGUACCUGUCUUUUGGGAGCAAGCAGCCGAUCUUAUUCCAGGUCGGCAGAAGAUCACAGUCACCAGAUCUCCCGAUGGGACGCAGCCGGCCUUCAACAAACAUUUUGAGGAGCUCGAGCAAUCGUACGGAGCUGUCCAUGUCAUCAAUCUUCUUAGUGAGACAAAGCCUGGCGAGGUUGAGCUCAGUACACUCUACCACAAUGGUAUCAAACACUGUCCAUUAAGUCGUGCUGGCCCAGACGGAUCUUCGGACCAUGCUCUCUUGCGAGAAACCAAUUACGAUUUCCACGCAGAAACAAAAGGACCAGCGGGAUAUGAGGCUGCGCGAGACAUCCGCCGCUAUAUUGAGGACUCCACCGACGGUUUUGCCUACUUUCUUGCGGAGGAGACAAGCGAACCGAGAUACGACCAUGAUGGCUCCGGGCAAGCUCGUAUGGUGGUUGUGCUCCAGCAGGAGGGUGUCUUCCGAACCAAUUGUCUAGACUGUCUUGACCGAACUAAUCUUGUGCAGACCAUGAUCUCACAGAUGGCAGUUGAGGCCUUUCUUGGACAUCGUGGUGAAUUUGCUGCCUCUGAUUUCUGGAUGAGACAUUCCAGUCUCUGGGCAGACAACGGCGACUCUCUGUCCAAAACCUAUGCUGGGACAGGCGCGCUCAAGUCAUCUUUCACGCGUCAUGGAAAGAUGUCUCUUGCAGGGGCCGUGGCUGACGUGCGAAAGUCUGUCCAACGUAUCUAUCACAACAACUUCCUCGACCCCUCUCGUCAAAUCACUAUUGAUAUGCUUUUGGGUCGCCUCGUUGGGCAAGCGGCGGUCCUUCUGUUCGAUCCCAUCAGCGAUUUUGUGUCAACAGAAUUGUCCAAAAGGAGCAGCGAGUUCACGUCAUACAAUAGCAUCACCAUAUGGGUUGGCACGUUCAACCUUAAUGGCCGUACCGAAGGCGUCAAUGAUGAUCUUGGCCCUUGGUUAUUCCCGGAGACCUUGGGAGAUGCGCAGCCGGACAUCUAUGUGGUUGGUUUUCAAGAAAUUGUAGAGCUCAGCCCGCAACAGAUUAUGAACAGUGACCCAUCGCGGAAGAACUUAUGGGAGCAGGCCGUGAAGCACAAUCUUAACGAUCGACAAAAGCGGUUGGGGGGUGAGAGUCUGGCCAACAUUAAGAACGUGGAGGGUAGCGUGAAAAAGACGGGCAUGUCUGGCAUGGCUGGAAACAAGGGUGCCGUGGCGAUCCGAUUCGACUAUGCCAACACUCACAUAUGUUUUGUCACGGCACAUCUGGCUGCUGGCUUUUCAAACUAUGAUGAACGCAACCGGGACUAUGCAACAAUCCAUCACGGUUUACGAUUCCAGCGGAACCGGGGAAUCGAUGAUCAUGACGCCGUCAUCUGGUUGGGCGACUUCAACUAUCGCAUUGGGCUCAACUCAGAAACUGCGCGUGCGUUGGUGAAGAAGCGUGACUUUGAAACGCUAUACGAGAAUGAUCAGCUCAAUCUGCAGAUGGUGGCUGGAUUAUCGUUCCCCUUUUAUUCUGAAGCUCGCAUCACGUUUCCUCCGACGUACAAGUUUGACAUAGGAACCGAUGACUAUGAUACCUCUGAGAAAGCUCGCAUUCCUGCGUGGACGGAUCGUAUUCUCAGGAAGGGUUCCAACCUCAGACAGAUCUUGUAUAAUUCGGCACCUCUCAAAUUCUCAGAUCACCGGCCAGUCCAUGCUGCCUUCGAAUGCAGGGUGAGCAUCGUGGAUGAGCAGCUCCGAGAUAAGAUCACCAAUGAGUUGUAUCAACGUCGAAAGGCCGAGGUCGGAGACGCAACAGCUCAUCUUGGCACUGGCGAGGACAGCGAUGAAGAUCUCAUUGGCUACGAUUCUAUCGAGCCAGGGCUUCCUCCCGCAAGUUCGGAUGGGCAGAAGUGGUGGCUCGACAACAGGCAGCCCGCUCGUGCCGCUGUACCUGUGCCCAAACCCAGAAACGGGCAAGCCGUGGGGCUCAAUCCCAAUCGCCCUUCGAAUCCUUUUGGUCUUACCGAAGAGCCGGACUGGAUCUCUAUUCCAAGAUCAUCGUCGAAGGCAUCUCUCUCCAGCAUGUCCAGUUCACCAUUCGAAAAGGUCAACUUGCCCAACGUUAUGGCAUCAGGGUCGAGUAUUCAACCUCGAAAGCUGCCACCCCCAUAUGACCCAUCAGCAUUGCCAGCUAAGGUCGGGCGCAUGAAUCUCCUAGAUGACCAUGCUCCGAUGGGCCAUGUCGAGACGCCACCUCCGCCACCACCUCCGCGACGAGGAACAUCAGGAGUAGCGGCAAUGGGACAGACACCACCGAGCAACGGGUUUGGUCUUAAUAGGGUGCAGACUCAACCGCUACCUCCGCCUCUUCGGCCUACGUCAGCAGCUUCUCAUGCUUCCCAGUUCUCGCAGAACAGCAAGGCUGGGAAACCUGCGCCGCCAGUAGCAAAGAAGCCCGCACAUCUGACCACGACAUCGCCAAGCUCGAGCCCAGCACUGAGCCAGAGUGCCAUGGAAGACGACUUUCGGCCACCGCUGCCAACAAGGACUCCCACGGAGGGUCUUGCAGGAAGUCCUCGCUCACAGGGCAACGGAGUCGCCUCACGGAAGCCCGUAGCACCUCCGAAGCCUGGCGUGAACGGACCUGGUGCAAAACUGUCUAGCUCGACCGGAGCGGUAGGGCUACCCGGUAUGACGGGCGGGGUGCCAUCUCGGCGGGCAGCACCGCCAGUACAGCCCAAGCCACAGUUACCGCAGCAGAACCAGAACCAGCAUCAACAGCAAGGAUCUACGGAUCUAUUGGGAUCUCUGGGUGAGGGUCAAGAGGUAGGAGGGUGGGAAACGCUGAAGCCGAGCACAAGGGCAUAG